GUCAUUUCUUCAAUUGUAAUAUUAAUGGCGGAUACCUAAAUUAAUAACCAUAAAUAACGCUCAUUCAACCCAUAUUUUUUUAACGUUUCUUUCCAUAAAUACGCGGGGUCUCCUCUAUUCAAUUCCCAUUUCCCACAUUUAAUUUCCUCUUCUUCAUUAAUUUGUUGUUUUUUUCUUUGAUUCACUGUUUGUGGGUUGUACUUGCAUAAAAAUCCAAGAUUUGGAAUAGGGUUCUUGAGCCCUUGACUAACUUGUACUACAUUCUUGGGGAAGAAGAAGAAAACAGUGUAAAACAAUGGCAUCCAAUAUCGGGAUGAUGGAUAGUGCAUAUUUUGUGGGUAGGAAUGAGAUUUUACAAUGGAUCAACAACCGCUUGCAACUUAAUUUGUCCAAAAUUGAAGAGGCUGCAUCUGGUGCAGUACAAUGUCAAAUGAUGGAUAUGACUUUUCCCGGAGUCGUUCCCAUGCACAAGGUUAACUUUGAUGGCAAGACAGAAUAUGAUUUCAUCCAAAAUUAUAAGGUUUUGCAAGAUGUUUUCAACAAGCUAAAGAUCGAUAAGCAUAUUGAUGUUAACAAACUAGUCAAAGCUCGACCUUUGGACAACCUUGAGUUUCUGCAAUGGUUGAAACGCUAUUGCGAUUCUAUCAAUGGUGGAAUUAUGAACGAGAACUAUGAUCCUGUCGAACGAAGAUGUAAGGGUGGUAAAGAUCGUCCUUCAAGAACCACUCAAAAGAACUCAAAACCGAUGUAUAAUUCUGGUUCUGGUCCUAAGAAGACUACUGUGCUUAAACAAGGGACGGCAAAUUCCCUGACUGGCGCUGUCGAUCAUUCAGAAGAAGUUCUGGUUCUAUCUCAGGAGAUUACUGAUCUGAAACUUUCUGUGGAUCUGCUGGAAAAAGAAAGAGACUUUUACUUUGGAAAACUGCGAGAUAUUGAAAUACUUUGUCAGGCGUCUGAAAUAGAGAAUUUGCCGAUGGCCGUUGCGGUUAAGAAGAUACUAUAUGCUGCUGAAGAUAAGGAAUCUGCGCUUUCCGAAGCUCAGCAACUUCUGUCAGAAACAUUGGAUUCUGGUGAAGCCGAUCCUGAUGAGGACAACAGUGCAGAAUGAUGUGUUCAUGACUACGGAGCUUAAACAUACAAGAUUAUUCAGAUCUAUCAGUGGAGCAAGAAUACUGAAUGCUUGCUUGCCCAAUUGUAUCAUCCCUUUAAUUUAACCAUGUAUGUAGAUCAUUAAUGGAAUUUCUCUGUUUUACACUAGGAAA
This is a messenger RNA of Amaranthus tricolor (Joseph's coat), 1262 nucleotides long. RefSeq names its product microtubule-associated protein RP/EB family member 1B-like. Gene Ontology annotation, molecular function: microtubule plus-end binding. The transcript is spliced from 8 exons. The record is from RefSeq and is a predicted model, not a curated record. NCBI's taxonomy places the organism in Eukaryota, Viridiplantae, Streptophyta, Magnoliopsida, Caryophyllales, Amaranthaceae. The coding region runs from base 296 to 1108 and encodes 270 amino acids. Gene Ontology annotation, biological process: protein localization to microtubule plus-end; regulation of microtubule polymerization or depolymerization; thigmotropism. Gene Ontology annotation, cellular component: microtubule organizing center; microtubule plus-end; cytoplasmic microtubule.